UUUGAUGUUAAAAUUGUCUCCGGUAUUUAAUUUUAGCUGACUGAUAAUUCAUUACAGGUUUGUGAACAGAUAUACCAGCUUAUUUCAUUUGCUGUCAAUCAUUGACUCAAGUAUAAAAGCUUAAUUGUGUUUGUCUGUACACACUUCAUGCAGUGUAACACCUUUCCGUUCAGGUCUCAGUGAGACAAUAUUGCUCCCCAAACUGACAGUUCAGCAGGUAACACUUGUGGGAUGUUAAGACUAGGCAACAGUCCUUAUAGUGCUUGUUUUGUGCUCAGGAGGGAGACUUUAAACCGAUCCAGGGAAGCGUGAGGAGUGGCCACUUAGACAAUCAUAUAAACUAAUUCAUUACUGUGGUGUGACAGCUCAGAGCAGAACAGGGUGAAUGUGGGAGGAGAUGCUAGUGAUCUGAGUUUUAUCUUUACAAAGAGCAGAGCUGUGAAAAAGCCUCUCUUACAUCUUCAAUUACUCUCUGAGUGGACAUUCAUACGUACCAGAUUAUUAACUUGCAAGUUUGAUCUUUGAAUUAUUUCAGGAAGACAUUUUUUUUCUACAUCGGUAAACUAUAAGAUAUUGUUGGUUAAACAGAACAUGACCACCAAUCUGUGUCUGGACUCAGGUCCUUGUCUCAUCCAUGAAGAUUACGAGAGGAAAUGUCCUCUACCCAGCCGAUCAGAUGUUGAGCCUCAGUAUGUUCAUCACCUGGCCCCAAAGCCCCCACCUGAGACCGGCUAUUCCAUUCCCAAACACAAAGGUGUUAAACAGAGGUGUCUUAAGUUCACUGUGGUUGCUGUGAUCUGCCUGCUGCUCCUUCUGCUGCUGGCUGGAAUCCUCCUCGCGUAUUACUACUCCUCGUCCUGUGUGCACGGGAUGCAGUGUGGGAACGGGAGCUGUGUGUGGGAGUCCCAGUGGUGUGAUGGAGUGACAGACUGUCCUGCAGGCCAGGAUGAAGCAAACUGCGUGAGGCUGCAUGGCUCCAGUUUCCUGCUCCAGAUCUACUCGACUGAGAGCAAAAACUGGAGGGCUGUUUGUUCUCACGGUUGGACCGACCAGCAGGGGAGAGCCAGCUGCCAGACGGUUGGAUACAGCAGGGGCACAUAUUUUAAAUCAGGCCAACAGAAGACUGGUUCUGGUGAUGGAUUCUUAAUUGUGAAGUCCAACGUCAACCCUGAGACAUCCAUACUGCAACAGCUUGUGUUCAGCAGUACCUGUCCCAGUAACAACGCCGUGACAUUGCAUUGUACUGAUUGUGGGUUUGGAGUGAACUCCAGCAGGGCCUCUGGUGACCAGCUGGCCUCUCCAGGGGCCUGGCCAUGGCAGGUCAGCCUGCAGCUUUCAGGCUCCCACCGAUGUGGAGGAGCCAUUAUCUCCCCCUACUGGAUAGUCACAGCAGCAAACUGUGUUGCCAUGGCCUCCAGUCCUGGAGACUGGGCAGUGUAUGCUGGGAUAGCGGAUCCGUUAGGCACUCUGUUCAACCCUGCUUACUCUGUGAGCCACAGUAUAGCCCAUGAAGGUUUCAACAGCGUCACUUGCAAGAAUGACAUUGCUUUGAUGAGGCUCUCUAAACCUCUGGACAUCACAGUCUUCAGUAGCAUCGGACCUGUGUGCCUCCCAAAUGUUGGUGUAAGCAUCACUGAUCCUCAGAAGGGCUGGAUAACACAAUACGGUUGCACAGUAAACGGAGACUCUGGCUUUCCACAGCUGAUGGAGGCUCAGGUUUCUCUUAUAGAUACUGCAGACUGCAACAGCUCCAUCGCUCACAAUAGCAAGAUCUCAGAGGACAUGUUAUGUGCCAGAGAGACGGAGGCAGUAGCCAACUACAUGUGCCAUACUGACAGCGGCGGCCCUUUGAUGUCCCUGAAGGAUGGAGUAUGGUGGCUCAUCGGGGACAGUAUUUGGGGGGAACACUGCACAGAGCAGAAUAAACCAGGUGUUUAUGGCAACGUCACCUAUUUUCUGGACUGGAUCUACCAUCAGAUGAGGAAGCAUCAAGAUGACUGAUGAUAGGACCAAAGAUUUACCAUGUGAGAUUUUUAUGUAAUAACUAAGAGACACAUUUUUAUUUCAAUGUCUCAACAAUAUAAUUAUCAGUUACAUAACUUAUUUCCUACAUGAUGUUAGUGUUCUGUGUCUUCAUGGUUUAAAUCACUGUUGGAGCACUUUUGCUGUAAAAUAUAUGGUCUUUAUUUUAGUCUGUGUAAAUAUUCUUGAAAUGUUUUAUUAAUGAAUAGUGAUAUUUGAGCCAGUAAAUGACGAUACCAUGUGUCAACACAAAAUGUCACUCACAAACCACACCAAGCUCGUUCCCACUGACUCCCAAAGAAUGCUUUUGUUCCUGAUUAACCUUUCACUAAAUCUUUAUUAAUUUAAAAUGAUUUACAUCUUUGAUUUGGACACAAGUUCUUGCAUCUGGGCAAGUAAAUACAAUUUUGGCACAGAAAAAAAAAAACAUUUUUAAUUGAACAGUCUGAGAUUCAAGUGUGCCUUCAAUUUGACAACUUUAAAUUUAGUUAGACUGCGACACGCUUGUGCAGCUCGAUUCACUGAUUCUUUUUUAUGCUAACUGGUCGGUUCUCUUUUCUAGAACUGUAGUCCAAUUGUUUCUAAUUUGUAUUAGCUUCAAAAGUCUUUGGCUUCUAAUUUAGUGUUUGUAUGAAUUAUGUGCCCUUGAACAUCUAGUGUCUAAAAAUCAAGAAAAUUGAAUAAUACAAUCAGAUUCAAAGAGAUUUAAAUAUAAACUUAUACGUAUAAAGAAUAAGUAAAAUUACAUUAAUACCACAAAUUGCAUAACAGAUCGAGAAAUAUUGAUCUUUAGCUUUAUAUUACACUUGAAACAAAGUGCAAUUCAGCAGAGUUAGUAAGUCUCAAACUGUUGCUACUGUAUAUCAGUUUGUAUUAGCACUGAGCUGAGACUUAAAGGCACUACAGGGACUGUAAACAUGUGUUUAACCUCUAGUAUUAUUCUUCCUAUUAACAGUGAUUGUUUCAGCAGCUUUUCCCCCUAACUUCAACAUACACAGGCAUUCGUUUCAACUUGAAAAUAU
Messenger RNA from Etheostoma cragini (Arkansas darter), 3044 nucleotides. Its product is annotated as transmembrane protease serine 2-like. Bases 592 to 2001 code for a protein of 469 amino acids. Gene Ontology annotation, biological process: proteolysis. The record is from RefSeq and is a predicted model, not a curated record. Gene Ontology annotation, cellular component: membrane. Gene Ontology annotation, molecular function: protein binding; serine-type endopeptidase activity. The transcript has 14 exons. Lineage: Eukaryota; Metazoa; Chordata; Actinopteri; Perciformes; Percidae.